AUGUCACCUGUCGACUAUAAAGCUUCUCAUAAUAAGUCUUCGAAACGAGCACAACGACAAACUACAAAACAUAGUUAUUACGAAGGAGAGUCGUCGGACAUUGACCAUACUCGAGACCCUGAUAUUAUAAUGCACGACGCUGUUUUAGACGGUUGUGACAUCCAAUUUGGAAUAGAAACAUUGAAACCUGACGAAGAUGAGUUUGUAAGAGGAAAUAAGAUAGAACAGACAUUAAAAAGUCGACAGAAUAUAUUAGCAAGGUUAAGUUAUUUAAAUUCGGAGUUUUUUAGGAGAAAGGAUGAGAUAUUUAAAGAAAAAUUAAAACAAAUUGAUGAAGAAAUCAAGGCAGUACGAGAAGGAACACAUCCCGAGUUUGAAGAACGUUUACAACAGAUUAUCGACAAACGUGAUCAAAAAUUAGAAAGACAUUCGCUAGCAUUUAUUAGUCGACAAAAUAGCAUACAAAAAGAAUAUGAAACGGAAACAUCACGCAUAGAAGAAUAUUAUCAAACACAACGUCAAGCCAUAAAUGAUAGAAUAAUAGCAGAAAUUGAAGAAAAAAAACGAAAAUUAGCAGAAGACUAUGAAAGUUAUGAUAUACAUAAUGAUACUGCUAUGGAGGGUACAUUGCGUAGUCAUUCACAACGAAGGUUACGUACUCGAACUACGCAUGAAGUUGAAAGUGAAGCCAAUGAAGAUUUAGCUGAAAUGGGUUUGAGCGGAUAUGCAAUCCGAAAAUCAACGGCAACUAAUAGCAAAAAGAAAUAA
Messenger RNA from Diversispora eburnea, 768 nucleotides. Lineage: Eukaryota; Fungi; Glomeromycota; Glomeromycetes; Diversisporales; Diversisporaceae. The record is from the annotation of a GenBank genome assembly.